CGUCUAUGGAGGAAAUUUCUGUCAAUCAAAACAUAGCCUAGCAAGGUUGUUUCGCGAUGUGAACUAAAAGUGGACCUUUUCGGAUCCUUACAAAAGCCAAAACUACGGAUGACCUCUUGACCUUGUUGGCAGGAAACUAGUCAGACCAUGGCCGCUGGUGCUGCAGUCGGGGAGGGUCAGAUCCAACGGAUUAUCAGAGAUCUGCGUGAUGCUGUUUCAGAACUGACAAAAGAGUAUAAGGAGAACGGCGAGCCCAUUACAGAUGACAGCACCAACCUGCACAAAUUCUCCUACAAACUGGAGUACCUGCUUCAGUUCGACCAGAAGGAGAAAACAACAUUUCUGGGAUACAGAAAAGACUACUGGGAUUAUUUCAGCGACUGCCUGGCCAAAAUCAGAGGAGCAAACGAUGGAAUCCGCUUUGUUAAAUCAAUUCCAGAGCUGAAGACGUCUCUGGGUAAAGGCAGAGCAUUUAUCCGUUACUCACUUGUGCAUCAGCGGCUGGCUGACACACUCCAGCAAUGCCUCAUGAACCACAGGGUCACCAGUGACUGGUAUAAUUCCCGGAGCCCAUUUCUGAAACCCCAUCUCAGUGUGGACAUCAUUAAUUACCUCUAUGAGCUCAAUGAUGUUCAAUUUGAUGUGGCAUCCAGGGGUCAUGACCUUGACUCAGAGUGGCCCACAUUUGCAAGUAGGACAUUGGGAAUGACUAGCUCCCCCAGUCACAUGUGGAAACCACCGAGUCGUAGUUCCAGCAUCAACAGUCUGGCCAGUACAUACUCUCAGCAGGCCCAUGAGUUUCCUGGGAGUCCAGACUUUGGACCUGGCCUUCUAUCUGACAUGUCUGUCCAAAACUCCAGUGGACUAAAUGAUUCUUCCAUCAGUGCUAUUGACGAACUCCGUCUGGAGCUGGACCAGUCUGAAUUAAAGCAAAGGGAGCUUCUCGACCAGGUUCAGCAGUUUGGCAGAGAGGCAGGUGAACUCCACGGGGUUGUGGUAGAACUCCAAAGGCAGCUGGACGUCUCUUUAGCCGCCCAAGGUAACCAUCAGGAGCUCCAGCGGAACCUGGAGGUGCUAGCUGAGAGUGAACAAGCACUAUCCCAUGAGCUGGAGGUCUUAAGGGGACGCGAGACUAUCAGGGAGGCCUCCUAUAAGGACCUCCAGGACAUGUUGGCAGCAGCAGAACGGAAAAAUGAAGAACUGAUGGCAAGGCUAGACGGAGUAUUGGAUGAGAAAGGCCAGAGGGCGGCCAGUGACUUCAACUCUGCCCAGAAGAUUCACGAGCUGUUAAAUGAAUUGAAAGAGGCUGAGAAGGGAAGGAUAAAUGCUCUGGCAGAAGGAGAAGAGAGGAGGAGGCAGGCGGAACAGCUGGCUGAGAAAAUCAGAAUAAAGGAUGAAGCACUCAAAGAGACUGAGAUGAAAAUGGCAGCUUGGAUGGAAAAGGGUGAGCAACUGCAAACCAGUGCAGAAGAGCACCGUAAUGUUAUGGACAAACUUCAAGGGGCACUUGCAGUGCGAGAGAAGGAGACCAGCAACCUGCAAAAGCAACUGCAAGAUCUCCAGCACUCUCAUGAAACUAUGGGAAAGCAUGUCAAAGUGGAGCGGAAGGAAAUGCAAGAGGAUAAAGAAGAGCUUGAGAAGAAGGUGAGUGGUCUGGAAGAGCAGUUGCAAACAUUACGGACACAGCUGAAGACUAAGGAGUCCAGUCUUCUCUCCAGUAUCAAGAGAGUCCAGCAUUUGGAAAAGGAAUCAGAGAAGCUUAAAAGCGAUAAACAGAAUCUGAGAGAAACCAUAUCUGCACUGGAGAACAGCACCAAAGAGCAGGCCAAGAAGAUUGAGGAAUACAAAGAUAGCUGUGGCAAGCUAAUGGAGGAAAACAGCAAGCUCCUCCAGGUGGUGAACAAAAAUGAACAGACCAAGAAGGAGUUGCUUGAAAACAAAUCUUCCCUGGAGAGUGAACUGGCUGGAUUGAAGGCCUCAGAGAAGCAGUUGCGAGCGCAAAUUGAUGAUGCCAAAGUGACUGUGGAUGAAAGAGAGCAGCGGCUCAGAGAGGAGAACAGAAGUCUGGAUGAAAGGCUGCAUAAGGCCAACUUGCAAUUGGAGGAAUCAGAAAGUUCAGUUCGCCAAAUGAAACUGGAGAACAAGGACAACAUGGAGGUUCAGGUGACUCUUAGAGCAUCUCUCACCGCCAUGCAGGAGGAGAUACGCAAUAUCAACAGCCAGAUUGCUGAACUUGAGAAGAGUCUUGGAGCUGCGAGAUGCAAUGAGGCAAACCUGACGGCACGGCUUAAAGAUAAGGAUUCCCAAAUGGAGGAUCGGGAGAAGCUCUGUGAGGAGCUCCAGGGAAGGGUGGAAGAACUUGAAGGUCGGGACAGGGAUUUGCAAAUGGAGAAGACAAAGUCCGAAAGAGCCUUAGUUAAACAAACAGAGAUGAUUAAGACUCUUGAGGCCCAGAGGACAGCUGUGGAGAAGGUCCAACUUGAGCAGAGUGCAUUCCAUGCUAAAGAGACCCAAGAGAUGGCCUCAAAAGUCACUCUCCUGGAAGAUCAGCUGGGACUGAGUGUGAAAGAGGUUUCUAGGCUUCAAGAGGAGGUGCUUGAUCUCAGGGCUAAACUUUACAGUGCUGUGGAGGAAAAUGACAAGACCAAAGCAAAGCUGGAGGUCACAGAUGCUUCCUGUGCAGAACUACGAACCUUGACUGAGCAGUUAAAGAAGCAGGCAGAGGAGCAGAAUCGAAUGCAUGUGAAAGAGCUGCUGCAGUCAAGCCAAAGGGUAGAUGCCAUAGCUUUGCAACUGAAUCAGGAAACGUCCACAUGCAAGAAAACCACUGCUGAACUCACUUCAGUCCAAGAGGAGCUUGCAGAGCUCAAGGCCCAGAAUGAAAGGUUGGUUGUGGAGAAUACAGAGACCAGGGAGGGUCUCCAUCGGGUCAACACAGAAAUGGCAGAGUUGGGAAUGACAAUUUGCAAGCUCACCGCAGAGCGGGAAGAGGCCCGGGAACAAUGGGCUGCCGAAACUGCUCGGAUCCAGGAACUUCAACAGCAAGGAGUAAAGGAAAUAGACCGACUUAAUGCUAGCUUGGUGGCUCUUCACCAAGAAAACUCCAGUCUACAAGAAGAGCUCCAGCAGAUGGAAAAACAUUCAAAAACAGUGCUGGAACUAAAGGAACUGCUGGACAAAACCGAGGGUGAACGGGAUGCUGCUCGUGAAGAGAUCGCCGCAGUGAAAUUUCAGAUGAGCACGGAAAGUAUGACUUUAAAAAAACAGAUAAAGAGCCUUAAUGAAGAGAUUAAGGGUUUGAAAACUCAGCUAGACAUGGAGUUGAAGAAGACAUCUGAGCUGGAGGCCAAAUUAUCCGAGUUAGAGGCAGUAAAUAUUGAAUACUCUCAUCUGAUUGAAGAGAAAGACUCUCACAUCACUGACUGUGAGACUCGAAUGCGUGGGAGAGAGUGUGAGACACAGCAACUGCAAGAAAGUGUAUCAAGUACCAAAGAGGCUCUUAGUGAGGUACAGAAAGAGAGGGAAGAACUGAAGCAGAAAUUGGAUCAAGUGUUGUCAGAGACUCAGAAUCAGCAUCUCCGGAUGACUGCAGAGCUGGAGGAUUUGGGCCAAACCAAAGUAAACCUGGAGGAACGGCUCAUCGAACUUAUCAGGGAUAAGGAUGCUCUGUGGCAGAAAUCGGAUGCUCUGGAGUUCGAGCAGAAGCUGAGAGCGGAGGAGCAGUGGUGGCUGGUUGAUAAAGAGGCCACACAUUGUCUGGGCUGCCAGGGCCAGUUCACAUGGUGGCUGCGGCGCCAUCACUGCAGGUUGUGUGGCCGUAUCUUUUGUUACUACUGCAGCAAUAAUUUUGUGAUGACAAAAAACUCAAAGAAGGAGCGCUGCUGCCGAGAGUGCUACAUGCAGCACAACGCUGUGGUGGAAAGAUUCACGAAAGCUGAACUCAACAGCUCAUCAGAGAAUCAACCUCCUCCUCUUCCAAAUGCUGCCAGUCAACCACCACCACCCUAUAUACCCACACCAAGAGUUACAGUUACAGAUCCUGGCGACAAACCGGAUGAUGGGGCAUUUGACAUCAUAACAGAGGAGGAAGUGAAUGAUACCUAUGACAGUGACUCGCGCACCACCACCGGGUCACAGGAAGGAGGAGGAGAUGGAAGACAAACUGGAGACCUUAGCAUAUCGAGUGACAUGACACCUGAUGAACAGGAAGAGAUGGUCCCUGUACAGGAUGCAGAAAUCACCCUCCUCAAGUCUGGAGAACUCACUGCCUCUGUGCCUCUGGAUAUAGAUCAGAUUCUUCAUUUCGGUGAUAGUUCCCGUGAACUGUUUGUCAAGUCCAGUUGCUACAGUGCCAUUCCCAUCACUGUGGGCGACCGAGGGCCCAUCAUCAGCUGGGUUUUCUCUUCUGAGCCCAAGAACAUCUCCUUCACUGUGGUGUACAGAGAGACACUUGACACACCUGUUGAGCGGGCCAAGGUUCUGAUUCCUCUCACACGCUGUAACUCGCAUAAGGAGACCAUACAGGGCCAACUGAAAGUCCGCAAUCCUGGAGUCUAUACACUCAUCUUUGAUAACUCAUUUUCCAGAUUUCUCUCCAAGAAGGUCAACUACCAGCUGACCAUUGAGAAGCCCAUCGUCUAUGAUGGAAGUGACUUCCCUUAAAUGUGGCUUUGUGGUGUGUAGCGUCCUCGUGUGAACUUGAUGUGCUUUAUUUUCAUCUUUAUUCAUCUCAGACCUGUUCCUGUGUGCCAAGAGUUUCUGUUUUAGAGUUGUAUGGGUUAGAAUAGUAUUAGUCAUGUUUUAUCGCUGAUAGCAUUCAGGCUACUCACUGACCUGUGUUGUGAAGCAGUUUCUACAGCAUAUGUACUUAUUGGAAAAUGCUUUUUGUUCUGAUCAAGAACUCAUCUACAUCUUAGAUGACCUGAAGGCAAGUAGAUUUUAAGGAAGUUUUUGAGUGAUUUUUUCCUUUAAAAAUGGCAAUUCAGAGAAGUCAUUUUAAUUUCUAUCUGCAUAUGACAGAGAAUACAAUUUAAGUCUGCAAACAAGACUUGGAGAUAUCCAAAAAUGGCAGCAGUUUGCAACGAUAUCACACUACAGUUCCACUACGGUUGUCCAAAACGAUAGUAUGUGCUCUGAGUUUACCAAGUACACAGGGAAAAGAGAAAAAUUUGUAUUUUGGCAUAUUUUCUUAAAGAAAUGCUACAUUAGGCAUUUGAGGAAUAUGAGGAGAAUUUCAUACAAGGUAAAACUGUAUGCUUCACAAAAGCAACAAGCUGUGCUUACGACACUCUCCUGUUUUUUUUUUUUUUUUACUCAAAGCAGAAUUCUCCAAUGUGUCAUGACAUAGUCCUGAAAGUAUAGCAGUUUUACUAUCUUUUUGUAGUCUCCACCAACUGUCAAAUUGUCACAGCAAUAUUUAUCUGCUCACUAUUCUUGUGUCAUCUAAAGCAUUAAUUAUUCACAAUUUAUAUGGGUAAAUAUGGCACUUUUUAUUUGAUCUACUCCGUGCACUAUUUUGUAUACAAUAUAUUGAAUUAAAUGGCGCAUACUAUGAAGUCAUUUAGCACUUGCACAGUGUCUAUUUUUGCAAAAUAUAAGGAUCAGUUUUUUGAUUUUAUAAAAUUGGUUUAUUGAUUCUCAAAUGCAUAGUAUUUUUGACAUGUUCAAUUUUAAUUAAUCCUUUCUGUAUAUGCAUUACUGAAUCUUCAUCCUGGUAGAUGGCCAAACACUAGUAAUAUGAACACUAAGGCUGUUAAACGUGUCUUGUUUGGUUUUAACAACUUUGAAAAGCAAAUAUCCAAGACACUCAUGUUUAUUCAGGUGUAUGUUUCACAUACAUUUCCAAGUGACAAAGCUGAACUAGACUGCUGCUCUUAUGAAGAUCUGUUUAUAUAUUUAUAUUGUAUCUCAAGCUCUAAUUUGAAUUUUGUGCAAUUUUAAAUAUUUUCCUAAAAGGACUUGCUCUUUUACAGGAGUUUUCAUAUGGUAUUUUAAAUAAAUUGAUGCAUUUUAAAUACAUUUUAAUGGGUUGUUCGGGAAAUUUCAUGAAUGUAACUGAAUUUGAUGAUAUUUGUGAAUCUAUGCAAUCACAGCGCAGUGUUUACAAAUGGCAGAACCCUUUAUAUGUAAUAAAGUUGAAUUGGUUCAACA
Carassius carassius (crucian carp) is the source of this 6150-nucleotide messenger RNA. Its product is annotated as FYVE and coiled-coil domain-containing protein 1-like. The transcript has 18 exons. Gene Ontology annotation, cellular component: late endosome; lysosome; autophagosome. Gene Ontology annotation, biological process: plus-end-directed vesicle transport along microtubule; positive regulation of autophagosome maturation. Bases 148 to 4662 code for a protein of 1504 amino acids. Lineage: Eukaryota; Metazoa; Chordata; Actinopteri; Cypriniformes; Cyprinidae. The record is from RefSeq and is a predicted model, not a curated record. Gene Ontology annotation, molecular function: metal ion binding.